Pan troglodytes (chimpanzee) is the source of this 1867-nucleotide messenger RNA. RefSeq lists its product as uncharacterized. Lineage: Eukaryota; Metazoa; Chordata; Mammalia; Primates; Hominidae. The coding region runs from base 448 to 1185 and encodes 245 amino acids. The record is from RefSeq and is a predicted model, not a curated record. Gene Ontology annotation, molecular function: RNA stem-loop binding. The transcript has a single exon. Gene Ontology annotation, biological process: DNA integration.
UCCAUCAUCAAAUGGAAGUGGUAUACACAUGAUCAGGCUCACAUAGGUUCUGAAGGCACAAGUAAGUUACAUGAGAAAGUAGCUCAAAUGCCCAUCGUCUCCACUCCUGCCACCCUGCCUUCUCUCCCACAGCCUGCACCGAUGGCCUCAUGGGGAGUUUCUUAUGAUUAGGUGGCAGAGAAAGAGAAGACUGGGGCCUGGUUCACAGGUGAUUCUGCACAAUAUGCAGGCACUACUCUAAAGUGGACAGGUGCAGCACUACAGCCCCUAUCAAGGACAUCCCUGAAGGACAGUGGUGGAUGGAAAUCUUCCCAGUGGGCAAAACUUUAAGCAGUUCACCUGGUCGUGCACAUUGAAUGGAAAGAGAAAUGGCCAGAUGUGAGAUUAUAUACUUUUAAUGGGCUGUAUCCAGUGGUUUGUCUGGAUGGUCAGGGACUUGGAAGAAGGAUGAUUGGAAAAUUGGAAACAAAAAAAUUUGGGGAAGAGGUACGAGAAUGGAUCUCUCUGAGUGGUCAAAAACUGGAGAUAUUUGUAUCUCAUGUGUGUGCUCACCAACAGAUGACUUCAAUAGAUGAGGAUUUUAAUAAUGAAGUGGAUAGGAUGACCCAUUCUGUGGAUACCACUCAGCCACCUCUUUCCCCAGCCACCCCUAUCAUCGCCCAAUGGGCCCAUGAACAAUGUGGCCACGGUGGCAGAGAUGGAGGUUACACAUGGGCUCAGCAACGUGAAUUUCCACUCACCAAGGCUGACCUGGCUACAGCCACUGCUGAGUGCCCAAUUUGCCAGCAGCAGAGACCAACACUGAACCCUCGAUAUGACACCACUCCUCAGGGUGAUCAGCCUGCUACUUGGUGUCAGGUUAAUUAUAUUGGACCACUUCCGUCAUGGAAAGGGAAGAGGUUUUUCCUCACUGGAAUAGACACUUACUCUGGAUAUGGGUUUGCUGAUCCUGAACACAAUGCUUCUAGCAAGACUACCAUCUGUGGACUCACGGAAUGCCUUAUCCACAGUCAUGGUAUUCCACACAGCAUUGUAUCUGACCAAGGCACUCACUUUACAGCUAAAGACGUGCAGCAGUGGGCUCAUGCUCAUGGAAUUCACUGGUCUUACCAUGUUUCCCAUCAUACUGAAGCAGCUGGAUUGAUAGAAUUGUGGAAUGGCCUUUUGAAGUCACGAUUACAAUGACAACUAAGUGACAAUAUUUGCAGGGCUGUGGCAAAGUUCUCCAGAAGGCCAUGUAUGCUUUGAAUCAGCAUCCAAUGUAUGGUACUGUUUCUCCCAUAGCCAAGAUUCACAGUCCCAGGAAUCAAGGGGUGGAAGUGGAAGUGGCACCACUCACCAUCACCCCUAGUGAUCCGUUAGCAAAAUUUUUGCCUCCUGUUCCCACGACAUUAAGUUCUACUGUCCUAGAGGUCUUAGUUCCAGAGGAAGGGACGCUGCCACGAAGAGACACAACAAGGAUUCCAUUAAACUGGAAGUUAAGACUGUGACCUGGAAACUUUGGGUUCCUCCUACCUUUAAGUCAGUGGGUUGAGAUGGGAGUUACAAUAUUGGCUAGAGUGAUUGACCUGAACUAUCAAGAUGAAAUUAGUCUACUACUCCAGAAUGGAGGUAAGAAAGAGUAUGCAUGGAAUACAGGAAAUCCAUUAUGGCAUCUCUUAGUAUCAUCAUGCCCUGUGAUUAAAGUCAAUGGAAAACUACAAAAGCCUGAUCCAGGCAGGACCACAAAUGGCCCAGACCCUUCAGGAAUGAAGGUCAGGGUCACUCCACCAGGGAAAAAAAAAACAUUACCUACUUAGGUGCUUACUAAAGGCAAAGGGAAUAUAGAAUGGGUAGUAGAAGAAGGUAGUCAUCAAUACCAGCUACA